AUGGCUCCAACAGAUGAAACGAAUCCAAAUCCCACUAAUCCAAAUCUCGCUCAACCAACCAUCAAUUACAGUGAUCCUUUGUAUAUGCAUCCAUCGGAGAAUGCCGGAUCUUCAAUUACUCCAGUUCUUUUUGAUGGAUCUGGAUAUAGAUCCUGGAGGCGUGGAGUUCUUCGAGCUCUUUCUGUGAAAAAUAAGAUUGUUUUCAUCAAUGGAAAACUGCAGAAACCAGAUCCAAAUUCACCUAUAUUUGCCCAAUGGGAACGUUGCGACGACAUGGUCAUGUCGUGGAUUCUCAAUUCAUUAUCAAAGGAUUUAGCCGACAGCUUGCAAUACGUCAACAAUGCGAAGGAAUUAUGGGACGAAUUAGCUGAUCGUUAUGAUCAAACCAAUGGUGCAAAACUUUUUCAGCUCCAACAGGAGAUUAAUGACCUUGCACAGGGAAAUCUAGAUAUCACUGGAUAUUACACCAAGCUUCGUCGACUUUGGGAGGAGCUCUCUACUCUGGACGUCAAUACUUAG
This is a messenger RNA of Solanum lycopersicum (tomato), 519 nucleotides long. Lineage: Eukaryota; Viridiplantae; Streptophyta; Magnoliopsida; Solanales; Solanaceae. The record is from RefSeq and is a predicted model, not a curated record.